AAAGAACUCUGGGAGUCGAAACUAAAAUAACAUUAAGUACAGAACACAUGACAGGUCUCGUACGUCUACCGUUUAUUGGAGAAUUAAGAAUUGAGGAUGUAAUAAUCAAGAAUUGAAAUGGCAACUAUUGAGUGGAAUAGACAAAACCUAGCUUAUCAGAGUCUGACAGAGGUGCCCCCUGAGCUGAUUGAGCAUGAGGGAAGCAGGACUGCUGAGCUGGACUUGACACAUAAUAAAAUAUCAGAUCUGAGGUUUCUUGUAGAUUAUCCCCACUUAACCACGCUGAUCCUGGAUCACAAUCUAGUGGGAUCACAUGUCAAACUACCCGCCAUGAACAAACUCCACACUCUUUGGCUCAACCACAACAAAAUCUCUAAUCUCAGUACAUUUGUAGCUGCGCUCGUUAAGAGUUGUCCCAACCUGCGACAUCUGUCAAUGAUGAACAAUGAAGCAGCUCCCAGUUUCUUCAAUGGUGGCACAUUCCAACAAUACAUGGACUACAGGUACUAUGUCAUCAGUCGCCUGCAGAAGUUGGAUGCCCUGGAUGAUAAAGUCAUACAAGAAAAUGAAAGAGCAGAGGCUGAGAGGAUUUAUGGUAGAUCUAAAUCAAGGAGGAAGAGUACAAAGAAAAAGCUGGAACAAGAUAAUAGCUAGAUAAAUGUGUGUAAAUGUUCAGUCUCAGGUGAAUUACUGUUAUUUGGUGCUAAAAUGACUCGAGGAUUAACCUUUCGUGGUGCUGUGGGUCCACAGUGAACUGCGUUAUGUGGUGAUGAAGGUCCACAGUGAUCUGCGUUAUGUGGUGCUGAAGGUCCACAAUGAACUGCAUUAUGUGGUGCUGAAGGUCCACAGUGAACUGCGUUAUGUGGUGAUGAAGGUCCACAGUGAACUGCAUUAUGUGGUGCUGAAGGUCAACAGUGAACUGCGUUAUGUGGUGCUGAAGGUCCACAGUGAUCUGCGUUAUGUGGUGCUGAAGGUCCACAAUGAACUGCAUUAUGUUGUGAUGAAGGUCCACAGUGAACUGCGUUAUGUGGUGCUGUAGGUCCAGUGAACUGCGUUGUGUGGUGCUGAAGGGCCAACGUGAACUGCGUUAUGUGGUGCUGAAGGUCCACAGAGAACUGCAUUAUGUGGUGCUGAGGGUCCACAGUGAACUGCGUUAUGUGGUGCUGUAGGUCCACAGUGAACUGCUUUAUGUGGUGCUGAGUCCACAGUGAACUGCGUUAUGUGGUGCUGAGGGUCCACAGUGAACUGCGUUAUGUGGUGCUGCAGGUCCACAGUGAACUGCGUUAUGUGGUGCUGCAGGUCCACAGUGAACUACGUUAUGUGGUGCUGUAGGUCCACAGUGAACUGCAUUAUGUGGUGCUGUAGGUCCACAGUGAACUGCGUUAUGUGGUGCUGUAGGUCCAGUGAACUGCGUUGUGUGGUGCUGAAGGUCCAACGUGAACUGCGUUAUGUGGUGCUGAAGGUCCACAGUGAACUGCGUUAUGUGGUGCUGCAGGUCCACAGUGAACUGCGUUAUGUGGUGCUGAGUCCACAGUGAACUGCGUUAUGUGGUGCUGAAGGUCCACAGUGAACUGCGUUAUGUGGUGCUGAAGGUCCACAGUGAACUGCGUUAUGUGGUGCUGAAGGUCCACAGAGAACUGCGUUAUGUGGUGCUGAAGGACCACAGAGAACUGUGUUAUGUGGUGCUGAGUCCACAGUGAACUGCGUUAUGUGGUGCUGAAGGUCCACAGUGAACUGCAUUAUGUGAUGCUGAAGAUCAAACCUUUUUGUAUACUUAACCAUAAAAUAGCUCUCAAUAUAUUUUAUUUAUGUAAAGUUGUCAAUAAUUCUUUUGAAAUAAAUGCAAUUUAUUUUGAAAAACAUGACUUAUAUAUACACUACAUUCUAGCCAUUGCAACUUCAUAGUAAAGGAAUUUUGUGUCUUGAUGAGGUUAAAAGCUCAUUGAAUGACGACAAAAAUAUACUGUGAUACUAUCAUGUGUUUUGGAACAUACCAUACCUCCUAUUGAGAUUUACCAACAUAUUUGGUAGUGAAUUAAGUCAAGUGCUGCUGACUAGAAGUUGGCAGAGUGUUUGUCUAAAAUAAAUAGUUGUGUCCCUCUACAGAGCUAUCAGGUGUUUCUGUUCAGAGGAACCCACUUUGAGUCCUGUCUGUUACAUUUUCCCAGCUUUUGUUUAAAAUUUUGGUUAACAAACUAACUGUAUAAAGGGACAAGUUUAUGAAGAAAGAGCCUUUGAUCAAAAUUAGUUUUUGUAUUUCAUCAUAUGACUUAACAGUACUUUCAUGUAUUUUAUGUUUUGAUAGAAUUCUUCAGUUGAUUUAAGAUUUUAAACUUGCAUGAAAUAUUUAGAUAUGAAUUUCACAUACACAGGUGAAUUACAAUUUAAAAAAUGACUGAAAUUUGUACAUAAAUCGUCAACAUGAAAAUAGAUUUGUGUUUACUUCUAUAUAAGUACAGUGAAACCUGACUUUACAGCACCUGACUAACCAACAUUGACUUACCGCACCCCUGACUAACCA
Messenger RNA from Mizuhopecten yessoensis (Yesso scallop), 2521 nucleotides. RefSeq names its product leucine-rich repeat-containing protein C10orf11 homolog. The record is from RefSeq and is a predicted model, not a curated record. Lineage: Eukaryota; Metazoa; Mollusca; Bivalvia; Pectinida; Pectinidae. Gene Ontology annotation, molecular function: protein binding. The transcript is spliced from 7 exons. The coding region runs from base 118 to 654 and encodes 178 amino acids.